CGGGAGAGCGAGCCUUGCCGCUGCAUCCUCUCACUCCUCUGCCAGACGAGCGCUCGAGGCACCAGGCACCAGCACCAGCACCCGGAGGACUAUCAGGACAGGAAGUGGCGGUGGAGGAACACGUGAUAACUCGUCUCUUUAGCGACUCCCCAAAAUGAAGCAAGAAUACAUCAAGAUCGCAGAUGACUACAGUGGCUAUGCGCUCUCCAACUUCUGCAUUCCCAAGCACUACGAGGGAGACCUGGAGAAUGUGCUCAUCCCUUGGGGCCUCAUCCAGGACAGGACCGAGAGGCUGGCGCGGGACAUCUUCCAGGACAUCAAGGACGAGCCCCUGACUGCCCUGUGUGUCCUGAAGGGAGGCUACCGCUUCUACACUGACCUCCUGGACAAGCUCACCACUCUCAGCCGCUUCCAUGCCUCUGUCUCGGUUCCGCUGCAUGUCGACUUCAUCCGCCUCAAGAGCUAUGAGAACGACGACUCCACGGGUGAGAUCCGCGUCAUCGGCGGGGACAACCUGAGUAACCUCCGGGGCCGCAACGUGCUGGUGGUGGAGGACAUCAUCGACACGGGCCGCACCAUGAGCCGCCUCCUGGACGUCCUGAAGCAGCAUCAGCCCAAGUCCAUCAAGGUUGCGUCCCUCCUUGUCAAGCGGCGGCCGGGCUCAACUGGAUACAGGCCGGAUUACUGUGGCUUUGAGGUCCCCGACAAGUUUGUGGUGGGCUAUGCUCUGGACUACAACGAAUACUUUAGAGACUUGAAUCAUAUUUGUGUAAUCAAUGAGGCUGGUAAAAUGAAGUACAAAAUCCAAGAAAAUAACCACCAGUGAUUCUUAGCAAGACACAGCAACCUCUGCCAAGAUGAAGCAGCUGCCUGCGCUACAUGGCUGGCUCACGGCACUGCAAGCACUCCACUUCUUGCACUGCCACCCUCUGUAUGCAUGAACACUUGAUGAAUGUGAACCUAGAGUAUGUAUAUAUACCAAGAGUCAUACUGUAUUUCCCCACAGUCUGAACUCCCAAUCCCCCCAGCCAGGACCCUCUGUGAAUUAGCUUUGGAGCUCUGGUGAUGGAUCUUUGGGAACCUCACAAACCUAGGAGGCAGGACAACCCCUGACUGCCACCCGGCACCAAUUCAUUGCCGGGUGGACAGAGCCUUCUCCACUCCACCCAAAUUAAAGUAGUUUGCUCAGCUGUCUCCAAUUCACCUGGGAAUCGAACCUGGGACAUCUCAGUAGUGAGGCGAGUGUGCCAACCCUGUGUGUAUGCAAGACCAAGGAAUGAUUGUAAAUGCCUUAAUUAUGGUAUGUGUAGGAAGGAGCACUGAAAACAUACCUUUUUCAUGACAUUCCAUGAUGAAAGUUAAUAUUUUUCUAAAAAUUAUAAUUAAACAUAUUACUUUUA
Molecule: messenger RNA, 1400 nt
Organism: Eriocheir sinensis (Chinese mitten crab)
Lineage: Eukaryota; Metazoa; Arthropoda; Malacostraca; Decapoda; Varunidae
Product: hypoxanthine-guanine phosphoribosyltransferase-like
Exons: 6
Coding region: 155-826 (223 amino acids)
Biological process (GO): IMP salvage; purine ribonucleoside salvage; hypoxanthine metabolic process
Molecular function (GO): magnesium ion binding; hypoxanthine phosphoribosyltransferase activity
Source: RefSeq, a predicted model, not a curated record